AUAUCGUCACUUCCCAACUAUUUAUCAGGGUCUGAGUGCUCACACCUCUUUUGCAGAGUUCACACGUUGGUAUCAAGAGGCCGUUUCCCCCGCCCCUUUACUCUGGGGAAGCGAAAGGACCACAUAUUGAAAACAACAGCAGGCUUGUUUGCGAUAUGUCGACUGUUGACAACGUCGAUCUCCCUUCUGGAAGCCCUCCAGGAUCAGGUGGGAAACGCUGCGCUGACUUCCGCUUUAACACUGUGUUGUUGUUGUUGUUUGCUAUGUGAAAAGUUCCCAAAUCGGGCUUGGAAAAGGGAAGGGACGAUGAUGAUCGCCUGCCUUGGGAUCGGGGCCUGGCGAGGUUUAAGGCGGGUGAUUAGGGCGCGUUAUCUGCGCUGGAGAAACAGACCGAGAAACGCGUGUGGGAGAGAAGGAAAGCUUCCCCGCCCUCAGGAGCGGGUUCCAAAAAACUAGGCAGAAGCAGAAGGCAAAGUCCCGACGGAACAAGCGGGGGCCCGGGCAGGAAUCAGGGAAGGAAGGGGGUGUCCCAACCAGAGGAUCCCUCCCGCUCAACCGGCGUCCGCCCAUUCGCCCGCUUUGCCGGACGCCACUUAGGCUCGGCUCCCUCCCCGCCGCGCGCACGUGCCGCCGAAAGAGAGCCGCAUCUCCCGGGCGGGGCGCGAGCGCGCCGGAGCUCCAGAGGGACCGCGCCGGGCUGGAGAGACGCCGCCGCCGCCCGCCCGGCACUGCGGCGCCUGCAGCAGCAAUAGCCGGAAUGUGAAGCGACCCCCCCCCCCCAACCCACACGCACCCCUCGAUCACGCCGGGACCCCGGUCGGCCUGGCCCUGCCCGCGGAGCCGAGCCCCGGCCGGCGAUGGGCUCGCGGCUCGGGCGGCAGAGCAGCCUGGAGGAAGAGGCGGCUGCGGCUGCAGGGGAGCCGCCCCGGCCCAAGAAGAAGAAGAAGAAAAAGAAGCAGGACUGCCGGGGCCAGAAGGAGCCCCCUCUUCCGCGGCGCCGCCUGGGCUUCCCGCUGGCCUCGCGGCUGCUGAGCUCAGAGAAACUGCCGGGGGUUCUGCGGAAGAGCAGCCCGGCGCCCCCCUACGUGCGCCGGGUGGGCUGGCUCCGCGACAUCCAGGCGGCCCUCCGCCAGCGCCGCCGCGACCAGGCGACGCGCACCCUCCGCCUUCUCCGCAAGGACCUUGGUUUAGAAGGGACAUUCCUCAAUGAAGUUCUCUACAAGAACGCAGCCUUCCUCAACCUUGUGGAUCCCAUCUCCCACGAUCUCCUGAUGAGCCUUGCACGAGACCUACAGUGCCCCAAAAAGGAAUAUGACCCCUGGAAGUCCUCGGACCGGAUCUGCCGGCAGCUGAUAUACCACUUGACUCCUCAUUCCAAGUGGCACCGGCAUGGCCUGCCCCGGCGGAGGUCCCAGGCCAGUCUGAAAAACAGCUUGCAAAAGAAGCUGAGCCCAGACACAAUGGACCUGUCAGGGAUCCCCCUUUCCACGAGAGACGUCCACCGCCUGGCUUACUACCUGCAGAACAAAGGUGAGGACUUGAGCACUGUGGACCUGAGCUUCACCGACCUGACGGACGAGAUGAUGUGCCUCUUGCUGCCUUUCCUGUGGCCACUGCCCAACCUCACUCACCUCUCCCUCAACGGGAACCGCCUCACCCGCGCCACUGUGAAGGACCUCACUGACACCAUGAAGGAGGCGAGCAAGUUCCCCUGCUUGGCGUGGAUCGACCUCGGCAACAACGUGGACAUCUCCUCCAUGCCCCAGCCACUGCUCGUGGGUUUGCGGAAGCGCCUGGGUCAGCACGCCACACUGCCCACCAUUUACGAGGUCCUCGACUGUGAGGCCGAACUCUCCAGCGGAGCAGAGGCCAGCCAGGCGGAGGAAGGGGAAGGUGCAACGGCCGGAAGCAAGUCCCACAACUUCCUCCCACAGUCCUGUGAAAGGCUGAAAACGUUAUGAGGAAGAAGGACACUCUCUUAGAUCAUCUACCAUCCAGUUCUUGGAACAACCCAUCUGCUGAGCCCUGGGAGAAAACACCACCAUCUCCCAAGUUGCUGUUAUAAAUGGUGGGUGAAAAAUCUGAACUGAAAAUCAACAGGCUCAUAGCUGACUCCCAAGCAAAGGUAAAAAAAAGAAGAAGCCUCAACUGACCAGUAGCAUUGGCUGCUGAAAGUCAGUCUGGAACCGGUACAGGAGCAAAAAGGACAGCAUGAUGACACCUUUCUGUCUGUCUGCUUGCCCCCAUCCCCUGGGCCAGGCUUAUUCACCUUGUGGGU
This is a messenger RNA of Zootoca vivipara (common lizard), 2278 nucleotides long. The record is from RefSeq and is a predicted model, not a curated record. NCBI's taxonomy places the organism in Eukaryota, Metazoa, Chordata, Lepidosauria, Squamata, Lacertidae.